This is a messenger RNA of Menidia menidia (Atlantic silverside), 1719 nucleotides long. NCBI's taxonomy places the organism in Eukaryota, Metazoa, Chordata, Actinopteri, Atheriniformes, Atherinopsidae. The record is from the annotation of a GenBank genome assembly.
AUGUCUUCAUCAUACGCGGCUGCCAUAUCAGCCCUUUUUUCUGCCAGCCAUUCUAAUCUGGGUGUUGAACCCAGUCCUCUGCCCUCGGCGGAAACAGCACCUACUCCUAAACCUGAGGACAACCUCAACCAUCCAGCGUCGCAGAGUCUUCCUCGUCUGCAGGAGCCUCUUGCAUCUUACGAUGAGCAACAGGAGAAUCCGGAAGACUACGGUAUAGGUGGUUACUACCCUAUAGAGAUUGGAGAAAUCUUUGUUGACCGUUACCAGGUUGUUAAAAAGUUGGGAUGGGGUCACUUCUCCACCGUCUGGCUCUGCUGGGAUAUGGUGACGAGGCAGUUUGUGGCUCUAAAGGUGGUGAAGAGUGCUCAGACUUUCACAGAGACUGCACUGGAUGAGAUCAAACUUCUAAAAUGUGUCAGGGACAGUGACUCCAAAGAUCCUAAACGUGAGAGAAUUGUGCACCUCAUUGAUGACUUCAGGUUAUCUGGAGUGACAGGAGAGCAUGUGUGCAUGGUUCUGGAGGUUUUGGGCCACCAGCUGCUGAAAUGGAUUAUCAAAUCCAACUACACUGGUCUCCCACUGCCUUGCGUCCGGAGCAUUCUCAGACAGGUUCUGCAAGGUUUAGAUUACCUGCACACUAAAUGCAAGAUUAUCCACACAGACAUCAAGCCAGAAAAUAUCCUGCUGAGUGUGGAUGAUGUUUAUAUUCAGAAGCUUUCAGCCAACACCAAACUUUGGGAGCUACCUGUGCCUCCAGCUCUCACCAGCUCUGGUUACUUAUUUGGAAAGCUGUCAGGGGUUUUCCAAACUCUUGGGGAAUGGUCCAACAAGAUGUCCAGGAGGCCGGUCAAACGACAGACUGAGAAAGACAGAAGCCGUCGACCAGCGAAGAGUCUGUCUGACCAUAAGCAAAACAAACACCACGUGUCCUUCUGUGACGCAGCCGCUCCUUCAAGCACACACAGCUCCACUUGUCAGUCAGAGCUCACAGGUCCUAACCUCAAGAUAAGGAGACAGACUUUGCUUUUUGAAGAUGGACAGGACUCGGCUUCACAAAGCCAAAGAAACCUAAUUUGUUCAUGUCCAAACCUCAGCGCUGGGACCUCUGUGUCUGCCUCCAGAUCACUAUUACAUCACACUCCACCUUCUCCAGCCUCGGCUUGUGUAAUCAAUGACUCCGAUGUACCUCUGGACCUGCUGAAGCCCCAGAAUGCUGACAAAAUCCUUAUCAAGAUUGCUGACCUGGGCAAUGCGUGCUGGGUGCACAAACACUUCACAGAGGACAUUCAGACGUGUCAGUACCGUUCUGUGGAAGUCUUAAUAGGUGCCAGCUAUGACACCCCAGCUGACAUCUGGAGCACUGCCUGCAUGGCUUUUGAGCUGGCUACAGGAGACUACUUGUUUGACCCGCAGUCAGGAGCAGCGUUCUCCCGCGAGGAAGAUCACAUUGCCCACAUCAUUGAGCUGCUGGGCCCUCUUCCCUCCCAGUUUGCCCUCUCUGGGAAAAACUCCAAGAGGUUUUUUAACCGUAAAGGACAACUGAGACGUAUAUCAAAGCUGAAACCGUGGAGUCUGUUGGAGAUCUUGCUGGAUAAGUACGAGUGGCUGCGAGAGGACGCUGUAGAGUUCAGUUCGUUUCUCUCUACCAUGUUGGAGCUUCUGCCAGAGAAAAGAGCCACUGCUGCUCAGUGUCUGAAACACCCCUGGAUGGCCUCUUGA